Messenger RNA from Dendronephthya gigantea, 6038 nucleotides. Its product is annotated as thyroid adenoma-associated protein homolog. The transcript is spliced from 45 exons. Gene Ontology annotation, cellular component: cytosol. Lineage: Eukaryota; Metazoa; Cnidaria; Anthozoa; Malacalcyonacea; Nephtheidae. The record is from RefSeq and is a predicted model, not a curated record. Bases 66 to 6038 code for a protein of 1990 amino acids. Gene Ontology annotation, biological process: tRNA methylation.
AGAAAAAAUUAUGCCAAAAUAAUCUCCUUAGAAAUAUAGAGUUGGUUCACCAAAAUAAUUCAACCAUGAAAAAGCCAAAAGAAAGGCUUGAACAAAAGUUGGAGAUUCCUGAAGGUUUAUUGGAACCACUAAAAGAUGUUCCAGAAAACUCAGAAUGUGCAUCCAUUGCAAAGUUACUGUCAAUGAUCACGGAUUUCAAAGAUGUAAAUAAGCAAGUGGCUAGUAUGAAAAAGGCUAUUGUUGAAUGGAAGAAACUGUUACCAAACUCCAUAAAGCCUGCAUUAUCAGGACUAUUUAUUAAAGUGUUAUGCCAUAUGUUUAUGCAAUGUGAUGCAAAAAACCCCUGCAGAAGAACUAUAGCAAGUUUUUUUCAAAGUUUACCUGACCGUGCACAGGAAGAGGCCUUGGAACAGCUUAACCAGAUUAUGUUAGAGACGUUUAACCGUCAGAGAAGUAUUUCUGAUAGAGCUGAAAAGGUUGUUGAAAAUGUAAAUCUCAGGAAACAUGUAGAUACUAUUUGCUCCUUGCUGGAAAAUUUUCCAUUAGGAGAAAGAUGUGUGUCACUGAGCGUCAAAGAGGUACUGAGCUUUCUGGUUGUGGCACUGGAGUGUCAAGUUGUCACAGAAAGUCUCGUUGGAACCCCCACGUUGCAAACUGCCGCCAUGUUGGAUUGUCUUGUUACAAUUAAAGCCACGAUCAACGUUCUUCAAAAAUGUAAAGAUUUUUUAGCCGAAUUGUUAAGGAAAGAUGACGCAUUGAACUCAUUUCUUCAACGAUUUGCCAAAGUAAUUUUUGGUGUCCUCAAAAAUGAUGUUUUCUUUCCUGACUGUCGUAGUGCUGCUGGUAUGGCAUUCCCGUUGGUCGUAAGAACGAGCACAACUCAAGAUUUGGUUGUUCAAUGUAUCGUGUGUCUGUUUUUUCCGUCUUACAUGACGAUUGAGAAACUUUCUGCUGAUAAAACUCUCUCAAAUAAUUUGAUACUCAACGGUUUUGAACCACAAGAUAUCACCGAUAUGAGUGGUUUCUCCUAUCUAAGCAUCUGUCAUGGUGUAAUUACUAUGUUGACGAGGGACUCCCUGGUGACACAACAGAAGUUUAUUCACUGUGCGGCUGCAGAAAUGGCGGGAAAUCUUUUACUUGAUGUAUUAUUUCCAGAAAUAACAUCGUUAUGUCUAAGGCUGAAAGACUCGAGUACGGUCGUAGCUCUACGAACAUUAGCCUACUGGACUAUGGAAGUCAGGAAAUGCGUCUCAGAUUCCACUGUGGAAGACUGCUUUAAACGCCGCAUGCGUGAAAACUCUGACAUCAUCCAGAAAUUGCUAAAUUUAGUAUGGAACUUUUGGGAUCAUCCACUGGAGGCGAUGCGGUACCACACACGAGAAAUAUUCGAUAAUGCCAUUAAUAUACACAUUAAUGGUGCUGGGAAUGAACCGGCGUGCGAUCCAUUCAUAGCAGACUUGUCGAAGAAAUUAUGUGAAGUAAACAUGUUCGUACGCGGAAAGUAUGGUCCUCUGUGUUGUCUACUUGAUGUGGUUGGUGCUCAAGCUAUGUUGGAAAUUCACCCAAGUAUCCCUAAAGAUGUCAUGACAGUGAUGAGUGAUCAGACCGUAGUACCCCAUGCAAUGGAGUUUGCUGAGAGGAUGUUCAUCAGUCACCUUCAACAAAUAUCAAAAACAUCUCCAGACUAUUUAACUGAUUGGUUUGAGUUGUGGGUGGUUCCUGCUCUGCGUAGUUUGUCAUCAAGUGAAAAGCAUGUGAGAAAGCACAUUGCCGAGUAUUAUGUUCCAUCGUUGUUAAAAUGUUGUCCGGAAUGUUUGGGUCACAUCAUAAAAAGGCUGCACGCGUCAGAACCGUCUUCUGAAGAUGAGUUCAUUUUGGACAACGUUCGCUGUCUUGCGACAAGUCUCAAGACUGCCAGACAUCUUGGCUUGCUACCAAAAGCUGAUAUACUUUCCGAAGACGAAAGCACAUCUAGUGAUCUCUGGCUAGGAUCUGUCUCUUUGGCUGUUUUAGAAAGAGGUUUAUGUCAUUUGGAUGAUGAGAUCCGCUCGGACAUAUUAGGUUUGAUAUGUGACAGCGUCCGGACCACAGAACCUCUUACUGCUCAAGAUCUUGAGCUGUUAAGAAAAUUCUAUCCCGUCAAUAUGAACAGUCAGUCCCCGUCGUUUCGCCAACGUGUCAUUGCAAUGACAAAAAAGUUGUUCAUUCGUGUGAGAGAUGGCGGUCGAUCAUGGAACAGAAAGUUAUUUGAAGCAAAUCCUGUUAAAUCGGACAUUUUGACUACGCAAGUUAAACUUUACAUUGAAUUUCUCGAAUGGUUCGCAAAGCUUCAAUUUCAAUCAUUAUUUCCCGGAGCCUCAUUUGCUAGAAGAACCACAGCUCUGCAAAAUCUUCAAUUGUUCAUACAAAUUUUUCCUAAUAAUGAAGAAGAUAAGUUCGCUAUUUUCGAUGGUUAUAGAAUAUUCAACUCACAAACUGUCCAUGUUUUACUGGCUUGCAUCACUGACUCGUACGAUAUCAAUAAACAAAUGGCAUUUGAUUUACUUGUUGCCUGUCCAACCUCCAUUCAACCAUUCCAGAAUACUGAUUAUAUCCUGAAGUGGAUGACAACAGCAACGCAGUAUGCAAUCAGCCCUAAAGCAAUCAACGUCAGCACUGCAGCUUUCAUGUUUAAAAUACUUAUCCGGAAGUCAUCGUACAGAAUAGAUUUACCUCUUAAUUUAGAACAAUACCAAAGAACAAGUGAUCCACUUUUAUUGACCCCCGCUAUUUCUCAAGGAAGCUGUGCUUACUCUGAUGGUGUUAAUAAAAGCAGCGACGAAGAAUCCUCGAUGAUGCCUUCCGCAUAUCAACUUAACCUAGUCGACAACAAAGAAGAAACAACUCUCCCAUAUGCCCAGGCUUUCCGACUUCUUUCUCAGUUUGUGAUGGUUUUAAAAUAUCAGGUCGAGGUGGCCCGCAAGAGCUUACUUCGAGCUGCGUUUGAAGCUCCUAUUCAUGGCCUACUUUACUGCAUACGGGAAGUCUUAUGUGAUCUAGAUCUAAGUGUUAUCUCUGGGGACACGAAGUGGCAAGCUUUAGUUUCAGCUAUUUUACAAGCAUGCUAUGAUGUUACUAGUGUCGUUUCACCUGUGGUAACGAAUUCUUCACCUGAAGGAAAUCUUUGUGACAAUGAUCACAUGGUGGAUGGAGAAAGCCCCGAGGUGGCUGAAAGUUUCGCACCAAAGGCUCAAAUACUAUUGGUUUGCUGCUGGAGGGCAAUGAAAGAGGUUUCCCUCCUACUUGGGGAAAUAACAAAACGUGCAACAGUUAAGGAGAAAGAUCAAAGCUAUGGUUUGCUUACUUUUGUUCAGUUUGAGGAAAUUGGAGAACUUUUCACCAACAUAUUACUGACAUCAAAACAUAGGGGAGCUUAUGAACUGGCACACGAGGGGUUUGUGAAACUUUGUCACAUGUUAUGGAGAUGUGAACAAAAAGAGAUCCAACGUCUUCCUGAAGUCUUCCUUAAAAGACUUCUUGCUGACAUUUCUUCUGACAAUCCUGCGCCAUGGUUGUGUGGCACAAGAAGAAGCGCUGGAUUACCAUUUUUCUUCAAGGCAAUUGUUACAACAGAGCCAAACACAACUGGAAAGUACUGUUUUAAAUCUGUUAUGAGAGAACUUUUGAUGACAGCAGCAAAGCCUGUCAAUACUGAAGAUUCAGACAAUGAUACAACAUUACCUCAGGUUCACGCAAGGAACAUUCUACGUGCUCUUUACAAGGAGACUAAAUUAGGAGAAGAUGUUUUUCCCUACGUGUCUGACGGUGUUAAAGUUGCAGUAGAAGGAUUUCUCUCCAAAAGUUGGGCUGUUCGCAACUGCUCCACUUUGCUCUUCAGUGCACUGGUUAACAGGAUAUUUGGACCUCAAAGCUUUCAAGAAGAGAAACGUCGACAAGGGAUGACUGGUCGAGAAUUCUUUUCAAGAUUUCCAUCAUUGCAUUCAUUUCUAAUUGAACAACUUGAAAUUUCUCUGAAACAUGCUGACAGUGAGAGCAUUUCAUCUGUGCAUUUGCAUCCAAGUCUUUACCCAGUUCUUCUUCUCUUGUCUCGUCUUCAUCCUUCAGCAAUGGAUGGCAAUGACUCCACUCUUAAUAUGGCCGCUUUUAUACCAUAUGUUUUAAGGUGCUCAAGGAGUUGUGUUCUAAAAACUCGUGCUAUAGCGGCACGCGCAAUUGUACCUCUCGUGUCAGGCGCGGCCUUACAAGAUGUGGUGAAAGAUCUCGUUCAAAGUUUACCAGAAACACCAGAAGAAAGGAUAAAACAGAAUCAUCUCCAUGGUUGUCUGUUGCAGAUAAGAGAACUUUUACACGGCGCUUCUGUUAAUAUGUCUCUUUCAAACCGAACUAAAAAAGACAUUUUCACGACCAUCGCUCCAUUGUUAGCGAAACCUAUUUGGCUCGCAUCAAAACAUAAUCAAUGUGAUAUUAGCCGGGCUGUGUUUCUCUCCAUCGUACGCUUGUUUAUAGAUGAUCAAACCUGGUUUUCUAGUGAAUCACACACAGACCAACUCGACUCGGACAUUUCAGAGGCUUUCCUCCCUUCACUUGAGACAGCUAUUGAGGAAGUUUUAUGGAAUGAAAACGUGACAAAAGUGAUCUUUCCCACUGGGAGAACGCUUGUUGAAGAAGAGAUUGCUCGAAUUGCGUUACAUCCUCAUUAUAACAGUUCGUUAACACAUGACCGCAUGUCAAGAAAAAAAGUUGUUUCCCGUAUUAUGGCAUUUUUGUCCAUGCCGGCGUACGAAGUGAAAAUUGUUGCAUUGGAAGUCUUAUACAAACUAUUUUCAAAAGAUACUGGAAUGUUAUUGGGCAAAGAAAACAGCGAUGUAAUUGUAAAUGGUUUGCUGAUACACAUGCUCGAUUCCAAAAUGAAAGGAGAAUGCUUAGCGAUGCUGUAUAAAUGCCUUUCCCUUGUGGCUCAGUCAUUGAGGUUUCCAUGGGCACUAAAUUCCAAUCGUGUGGUGGAAUUUCACGAGGCCUGGAGUAACAUUGUGCAAUCUUUCAAGACCAUGAAUCACAGAUCAGAUGUUAUGUGUUCACUUCUGCAUUUCUCCUGCGUUCUUAUUAGUGGAAUUCGUCAAGAGACCUUGAACAAGAGCCAAAAUGAAGAUUUUGGUCAAAUGGUAAAAGAUUUGGUUUCAUUUAUUGAAAUGUGCACUGAAAAUGAGGAGGAUGAAAUUUUAAGAUUGGCUGUUGCUCAGGUGCUUGGCUCUGGAAAUGUUACAUUUAUUUUGGUUGAACCUCUUCUUGGAUAUGAAAAUCAAACAUUUCGGAUUUGGAAAGUUCUUAUUUAUUUGUUGAUCGAUGACUCUGUUGAGGUGAAGCAGUCGAUGGCAAGUGGCUUGCUAAAUAUCUUACCGUCUUUUGCACAAGAUAAUUCAAAGAACUACAGUGUGCAUAGUGCAUUGGCUUUACGAUUUGCCGUCAGGACACCGUUGGAAUUAUUUUGGGUACGACAUCCUGUAAUGACCUUGCAGUGGUUACUUGAUCUCAUGGACCAAACACAGACUGAUAUUACUUCCGACGUUUUUGAAGACACAGCUUAUGACGAUAUGAAAAAUAUUGACAAACUAUUCGAAAAAGGACCCGUGAACACGCAUCGCGAAGAUUGUAUAUUGGCGGAAACUAUUUUUCAAGAAUUCUUCGAUUGGGUUGUGAACGCCAAUGGUGCAAAUAGUAUAACCGAACCAAUUUCUGAACUUUUUAUUAUUAUAAAGAAUUUUGUUAGAAAUCAUAUUGCAAACAGCAAUGACAAUCUACCACAGGAUUCUGCUUAUACUGUGCUCUAUAUAACUGUCAUUAGCUUAGGUAUAAUGAAAAUCCUUAUAGAGAAUAGUGACCUGGAGAGGGUGAACAGUGAAGGAGGGUCUGAUGGUCCAGAAAUUUUUACCACCAACCUUUUGUGGUUGCAAGAAUUACGAAAGUCGGACCAGAAACAUUUGUUCGAUCAUUGUAAACUUGUAGAAAUUAGUAAAUAUGUUUUAGGUGAAUCUUAUUAG